Molecule: messenger RNA, 2101 nt
Organism: Symbiodinium natans
Lineage: Eukaryota; Dinophyceae; Suessiales; Symbiodiniaceae
Source: the annotation of a GenBank genome assembly
AUGGAUCCGGCAGAAGAUAUGGAGCACGCCCUUCACCGCUGGCUAAGCGGACAAGUCGCCGAUCAUCAGGUUGUGCAAGUACUAGGACCCCAAAUACUACAAAGAUGGCAAGCACUCUUGGUGAGUAUCGUGGAGGAGGAUGACACCCCCAUCAUCACGGACACGUCGUCGAUGCCAGCCAGACCAUGGACGACCAACUUGCACCCAUCCAAGUACAUGGAGAUGCUCAGCACCACUGACGAGGGCAUCAGCAACACCGUCAACAGAUUUCGACAGCAAACCAUGAAGGCCAAGAUACUGCACCAAUCCAGAUUGCGAGCGGUGCAGACCGACUACCCCGAGAUAAUCGGCCAAGGACGACUACAAGACAUGGAAAUCAAACCCGGUCGAGUUCUUGCCUCCGCGGAAAACCACGGUACCAUGACCACGCCACCGGCAUGUCCAUGGAUUAUGCGGGCACGGACCAACCUGUCAGAGACCUACAAACCUGGCACACUGGAGCCUUCCCACACAUUCCCGUACCUCCCGACCGCACAGUACCUCCUCCCGAAGAACGGCAUCACAGAGAAGACAGAUCCAGGCCGGCUACGCCCAGUUCUACCAGUGGAUCAGAUAGAGAAAGUGCAGCCGCAGUGGUGGACGGUCAUUCGAUUCUUCCCCAACCGCAUGACCUUCCUCCCGAAGCAGCUGGUGCACAAGUUCCCCUCACUCCAACAAGAACUUCAAAACAGCAUCCUCAUGACCUGGGACCAAUACAAGGACGACGCAUCCACCCACGUCCAGAUGGCACGCUACGCCGACUCCGUCGACAUUCCCCAACCCAAGCCCCUACACCUACGACUACGUGCCCUCCUACACGAAAUUCUAUCAGGAACCGCUGCAGUUCACAUCCUACAGUUCACAGCCAUACAGUUUAGGAUGCUCGUACGCAAAGGCACUUGCCCAGAUUUGGCCACAAUGCCCAACAUCUAUCAGCUCUGGCACUGGGGCUACAUCAAAUUCCGAAGUGUGAACCCGGAACUCUGGAUGUUCACACACAACUUCGCAGAUCCCAGAACUAUGGGCAGGCUGGAGCAGACCUGCACUCACUUCCACAGAGUCUGGUCAGCACACGUCCUACCCAGCACGGCAGGAUUGGUACCCCUGCUUCCGCCCAUACAAGACCUCUGCGUGGUGCUCCAUAGUACUACGCCACCCUUCCACCAGCCGAUGCUUGCGAAGUACAACACCAUCUCGGGCAUCAUGACCAUGCAGGCGGUCAGCAACAUAGUCUUCCGCAAGGCUCACCAUGACCUACAGCUCCACAGAACAUGGCCCAGCAUCGAUUCCCACACAGAAUGCCUUCAGGGAACCAACACGUUCCAAAUUCCGGACCACUGGUCAACCAACAUAUGGACCGACACGCUUCAGAAGCUCACCCACACGACCAGAUGGACGCCACCCUCCACUCCCGACAUCCGCACCAAACUCACCAUCGACCACCUCCACAGCGACACACUGCCCACCAUGGUAUGGACACCGAGAUUCGCCUUACCCCUCACCUCACAACAGAUCCACGCAGUUCAAGUCUCCACCCAAGCAGCACAUGUACUACAUCGACUUUGGGACCCACUCAUCUUCACCUUUGCGGACCCUUGCCACACCAUCGACGGUUUCGACGCCAAGCGGACAAGCCGGCCUGAUUUGAUUGGCAAAUUUCACCGACUGAGUCCAGGAGGACAAACGCCAAUGUUAGCAAUCCCGGCCAGCAGCGUGAUGGAGACACAGUUGGACUGGGCCUGGUUCCAAACCACUACGGCAUCCAGUUCCUCGUUCAGAUGGCUGUCUCUACCCCUUGCAGUCAUCGGACACCCCAGGACGCACUCGGUCUUUUGGACCCACCCGAAGAUAUCAGGCCAAAUCCAACGUCACCAAGCUCUACAUGUACAUCAAACCACGUGGCUGGCGGUAUCGGGAACACCUACAGCCUUCCAAGAGGAUCCAGACAUCAAGCAGAAUCAAGCGCAGGCCACGCCAACCCAGGAGGAAUGGACGGACUUCAUCAACCAACGACAAGCUCUACUAGAACUUCAACGACGCACCACCGUUGACCAAGAAGCAG